AUCUAUAUAUACUUCGUUACAAACAUAGAAAAAACCAUCCCAUUGAAAUAAUUUCGUCCUUCAUAGACACACACUCAAAGUCAAAUACCUCGAAUGGAGCAAAAAGAGUCUCAAGUACCCCAACUCAAGCUUUUAGUUUUGACAAUUUCAGCUAAAUUUCAUGCUGGUUACUUCCGAAUUAGCCUCUCCUUGUGCAGCCAGGUAUUGUUAUGGAAAACAUUAGAUGAGCCAUCGGACGAUGUCCACGCUUUUAGACAAGUUCUUCGCCUAUUACCAUACGCAGUUUUCGUUCUUCUGUGGUCAUUGGCAUUAUUUUCUUUAGUAUCCUUAUCUCUAAUAUACCUUCUACGCUGUUUCUUGCACUUUGAAAUGGUGAAAAAUGAGUUCUUACACCGCGUAGGAGUGAAUUACUUAUUUGCUCCCUGGAUUUCUUGGCUUCUUUUACUCCAAGCCACCCCCUUCUUUACAGCCAAAACCGUACACUAUUUUGUACUUUGGUGGGCGUUUAUCGUUCCCAUCUUGGCACUUGAUAUAAAAAUCUAUGGCCAGUAUUUCACCAAAGGGAAGAGAUUGUUAUCGGGAACCGCGAACCCAACAAGCCAAUUAUCGGUUAUCGGUAAUUUGGCCGGAGCAAGAGCUGCAGCAGAAAUGGGGUGGAGAGAGAGUGCAAUUUGUAUGUUUGCACUGGGAAUGACACAUUAUUUAGUACUUUUUGUCACACUUUAUCAGAGACUAAAAGGGAGUAAUUCGGUUCCACAUAUGCUUAGGCCUGUUUUCUUUCUCUUUUUGGCUGCUCCAAGUAUGGCUAGCUUGGCAUGGGACUCUAUCUCUGGGAACUUUGAUAGUUCAUCCAAGAUGCUAUUCUUUCUUUCGCUCUUUCUCUUCCUAUCCCUGGUAAGAGUUUGCUUCUACCACCACGAAUCGGUUAGAGAUCUCUCAUGUUAUUUUUCUUAAUAAUUUAUUUAAUAAUGGAGUAUAAACGGCAUAACUGGCGCGUGUUGAACAACUUCAUCUAGAGACUUAAUUAUUAGAAAUAUGGGAUAGAUUUUGUCUAUGAAAGGCUUUUGCAGGUCAUGCUUGACACGCGUAUUUUCAUAUAUGGCUGGUAUUGAAAAUUAAACUCAAACUUUUAUGUACUUUUCUAUGACAUUGAACUGCUUACCUUAAAAAUUUAACCUAUUAAAAG
Olea europaea var. sylvestris is the source of this 1186-nucleotide messenger RNA. RefSeq names its product S-type anion channel SLAH1-like. Gene Ontology annotation, cellular component: membrane. Gene Ontology annotation, molecular function: voltage-gated monoatomic anion channel activity. The record is from RefSeq and is a predicted model, not a curated record. Gene Ontology annotation, biological process: intracellular monoatomic ion homeostasis; transmembrane transport. Bases 94 to 954 code for a protein of 286 amino acids. The transcript has a single exon. Lineage: Eukaryota; Viridiplantae; Streptophyta; Magnoliopsida; Lamiales; Oleaceae.